CUCAUUUUUUUUCAUUUUGCUUCGUUUUCUUUUCAUUUCAUUCUCUUUAUCGGAGAUAUCUGAGGAAGGAGAGCACCUAAGGGAGAUUCGAGAGGUUUCUUAGGUUCUGGUUGGGGUUUUUUUCUCAAGCAUAUGGGAUUUUGUGCGAGUUGUGGCGGUGUGAGUUGGUCCCUAGGUUUCGAAAGCUUAAUCUUGGUAGAAGCAUGAUAUUAUGUAGGAUUUGGCGACUUUUGAUUGGAAGGAUUCUUCUUUGGCUACGAAAAUUUCAAUUUAUGGAGUUCUAUUCUCGUGAUCAUAUGAAUACUUACAAGAAGGGGAAGCUUAAUUGGUCUUACUGGAAUUUGUUGAACCUGUGCGUAAAGAUCAUUGUCUUGCAUUCAAAUAAUGAAAUUUAUGGAUCGGUCGUGGCGAAUAUUUCCUAAAACCGAGUUGAAUCAGGGCCGCAUCUCGAGGAGUAGCGUGGACCAGAGUGUCAGGCUGCUGGUUCUGAAAGUUCUUAGGCAGCGAUGCUCCGCGUCGCUUCAGGCUUCCUAAGGCGGCGAGCAAUUGAAGGGCUCGCCGGAACCCUAACCCUAGCCCCACCCUCUCUCCUCCUCUGCGAUGGCGGUGGCGGUCCCGGAGGAGCUGAUGUCCUCUGCCGCCACUCCUCCUCUUCCGCCUCCUCGCUGGCUUCGAGCCCUAGCCUGUCGAUCUGGCGGCGGAAAAAGGAGAUGGGGAAGGAAGGCCUCUUCGUGGUCCAGCAGCUCAAGCGCCUAGCUUCCAUCGGUGGGCCGAGGCUUGAGCAAUUCAUGCGCUCGCACGUCUCUCGCCUCCUAAGAACCGAUCUUCUCGCCGUUCUCGCCGAGUUCCAGCGGCAAGAUCAUGUCUUUCUCUCCAUGAAGAUAUAUGGUUUUGUGCGGAAAGAAAUUUGGUAUCGGCCAGAUAUGUAUUUUUACAGAGACAUGCUUACGAUGCUUGCAAGGAAUAAGAAGGUGGAAGAGGCAAAGCAGGUUUGGGCAGAUUUGAAGAGCGAGGAUGUCCACAUUGAUCAGCAUACUUACGGUGACAUUGUUAGGGCAUUCAGUGAUGGUGGCUUGCCUGCGCUAGCCAUGGAAAUCUAUGAUGAUAUGAGGGGCUCACCUGAUCUACCACUCUCUCUGCCCUUUCGGGUUAUGUUGAAAGGUCUAAUACCAUAUCCGGAACUGAGGGAAAAAGUAAAGCAGGACUUCUUGGAACUGUUCCCUGACAUGAUUGUGUAUGAUCCACCAGAAGAUGUGUUUGACGAGCAGCAAUAAAUGUUAUCCUGUAAUCAAAUUGAAACAAGUUCGUAUUCACAUGUAGCAGUGACACAAGUUGUCUGAAAUCAUCUCAUGCAGAGAAGAAAAUUGAAUCAGGGGAGGUGAUAUAAAUUUGGUAGAUGGAGUCUUAUGGAGUACAUUUUGAGGGACAAUUUGAAAGAGAAUCACGAGUCUUUUCCAUCAAGAUGCUAAAAGAUGACCAUCAAGAUGGAGAAUCAAGACAGUACAUUUUGGGUGCAUAAAUUAUUACAACUGUUUGUGUUUUCGUGAUAAAUCUGUGUAGUAGAAGGACUAAAUCUUAUAUAUGCAAUCUUGUCACCUGUGUGUGUAUCCUGUUAAAAUUUACUUUUUGAGGAGAUGUUUUGUAUUUGAUAAAAUUUGGGAAUAUAAAAGGGAGAGGAGAAAAAGAAACAUCCGGCAAGUAUUUGUGAAUAA
Elaeis guineensis (African oil palm) is the source of this 1712-nucleotide messenger RNA. The record is from RefSeq and is a predicted model, not a curated record. Lineage: Eukaryota; Viridiplantae; Streptophyta; Magnoliopsida; Arecales; Arecaceae.